UACGAGAUUUUGGCAAGCGCCGGAGAAAAGGGUAAACGAUUGCGCAACCCGCCAUUUCCAGACACGUCUUCAUCACUCUGCUUCUUCACCACCUGAACAGUGAAACACCGUCUCUCUCCCUCUCCCCCCGUGUUCAACGACGUGGCCAACUCCUCGAUCGAUUGAUCCGCCGGCAACAUGAGCGGCACGCUCGAGUUCUUUUAUGGCGUCGGGAUCUACCUCGUUGUCCUCACCCUCAUCACCCUCUUUGCCCUCGCCUCCUACCUCUGCGCCCGCAUCUGCGUCCUGCCGCCCCGGAGCCACUCCCUCGCCGCGGCGGAGGACGGCAGCUACUCCGUUGCAAUCGCGCUUGGCCUCGACGAGGCCACGCUGGGGAGCUUCCCGACGCUCCUCUACUCUCAGGCGAAGGCCGCGAGCUGGACCUGCUGCUCCAUUUGCUUGUCAGAGUACAUGGAGACGGACGUGCUGAGACUGCUGCCGGACUGUGGCCAUGACUUCCACUCGAAGUGUGUCGAUCCGUGGUUGAGAAUGAGCCGGUCGUGUCCGAACUGCAGGACCUUGUCGGUUCCAACUCCGGUCCGGAUACCCCUGGCUGAGGUUGCGCCUUUGGCGACGUCGCUGCGGUGA
Messenger RNA from Eucalyptus grandis, 627 nucleotides. RefSeq names its product RING-H2 finger protein ATL70. The transcript has a single exon. Lineage: Eukaryota; Viridiplantae; Streptophyta; Magnoliopsida; Myrtales; Myrtaceae. The record is from RefSeq and is a predicted model, not a curated record. Bases 178 to 627 code for a protein of 149 amino acids.